Molecule: messenger RNA, 1659 nt
Organism: Onychostoma macrolepis
Lineage: Eukaryota; Metazoa; Chordata; Actinopteri; Cypriniformes; Cyprinidae
Product: polymeric immunoglobulin receptor-like
Exons: 10
Coding region: 1-1086 (361 amino acids)
Source: RefSeq, a predicted model, not a curated record
AUGUCUGAUGAAGCUGGAAUUAAUGCACUGGAUAUCGGAGUGAAAUCUGGAUCACCUGGAAUUAUUCCAUGUCUUUAUGAUAAAAAACAUAAAGAAAACCGUAAAUACUGGUGUGAAGGGUCACACUGGGUCUCUUGCAGUAUAUUGAGAUAUACAAAUGAGACAGGAAAAUAUUCCCUCACUGAUUAUCCAGCCCAGAGUAUUUUUACAGUGCAAUGGGAGAAUCUGCAGACCUCAGACUCUGGAUAUUACUGGUGUGCUGUGGAGAUCAGAGGUGCCCCAGACGACGGAUAUUAUUUGUAUCUGACGGUACAAUCAGCUCCUGAUGUGUCUGUGGUGAGCAGCAGUGUCUCUGGACGUGAAGGUGAUGAUAUCAGUGUUCAGUGUCUCUACAGUUCUCAGUAUAAGAAUAAAGUCAAACAUUGGUGCAAAUACAAAGAUCAGAGCUGUUACACAGUGAGGAGGACUGACACAUCCCAGAAUCCAUCAGUCCAGAUCAGUGAUGAUGGGAGAAGAUCCUUCACUGUGCUGAUGACUGGACUGAGACUGACUGAUUCUGGCUGGUACUGCUGCUCUGUAGGAGAUCAACAGGUUCCUGUUCAACUCACGGUCACUAAACCCAAAAGAGCAUUUACAACUAUUCCAGCUGCUGCACCAUCUGACUCUGAGACAGACAUAGCUAUGAUUACCGAUUCAAAACCUGAGACAGACAUAGCUGAAACCCAUCCAUCUCCAACAGCAGCCUCAGAGACUGUUAAUAGUGAAAUACACAGCUGCAUGGAUGAGCAAAACAAGUCUGAUGUGUUUCUGGUCACGUGUUUGAUUACGAUGUUUAUGCUGUUACUGAUUGUCACUCUUGUUGCCAUAGUAACAUGGAGGCUGAGAAAGAAGCCUGCGAGGGGUCAAAUUAGAGAAGGACAUUUUAACAGCACCAGAAAUACAUCUUCUGCCGCAGUGGAUGAAAAUUCAGUGAUUUACAGUUCUGUGAUUACCUUUCGUAAAGCACCUCCAUCAUCACUGAAUUCAGACUCUGACGUGAUCUACAGCUCUCUGAAACAAACUCACAAGGCUGUGAGUUCUGAAUGAAGUAAUGAGAAAAUGAAAGUCAAUAAUUGUAAAUUGAUAAUAAAUCCAUCUCUAAAGUUUCAGUUUAGACAGUGUGAAGGUUCAAUGCUUAGCGUAUAUAACUAAAACAUGUGAGUCAGUGUUUUUUAAAUAUAUGCUGGUUGGCAAUACUGUGAAAACAAAAUCAAUUAUUCAAGCCUUACUGUACAUAGUUUUGAAGUACAUUUCUGAAGUACAUUUGCAUAUUACAGGUAUAUUCCAAAAUUAAUUCAUGACCAAAUUAACACUUUAGAAAGAUUUGAAAUAUUCUGUAAUGCUUCUUCUCACGCUUUCUUUUAAGUCCACAUCCGUCCUACAUGAUUUUUAGGGUUACAUAGCCUACAGUAAAUGGCUACAGUAAGUUUUGUUAUGUUGUUGCAAUGAAAUAAUUUUUUUCAAUAAUUUUAUUUUUGAUAUUAAAUAAAUUUUAUUCAUUUCAAUGGCACAUAAAAUUGUCUACUUGAAAUAGUUUAUAGCCUAUACCUUACACACUCUCCUUAUAUUUUAUUUAUCCACAUACAUUUCUGUAUGUGUAGCGCCAUCUGCUGGACAAUU